CUUCCCUAAAUCCUUAGUGAGCUGUAACACAGUUUGAUCCAUCACUGUCAGGGUUCCACUACUGACCUUUACAGCACCAAUCCUCUCUUUAACGAAUGCAGUUCGAUACUUACAGCAAACCCAAUAGAGAUUAAGGUAUUCCAUUAAGUUUUAUUUCCCAAUAUUAUCCUCAACCAAUUUGUCAGUUUGAAUAUCGUUUUUUAAGGAAACCCCAUAAAAUUGGGCCAUCAACCUUGUGCUUGAAACGUGUCAAUCGCCUGCAAUGAACAAAGCGAUCUUGACUGUGUGUCUGUUUUUCACAGACAUCUAAAUAUUGUAUAUUUUGGUCGGGAGCGGUUAGCUCUUUUUACAGCCUUUCGGUUGGUUAGCCGCUAGUACAGUGAUUCCAUCUAGUGGUCAAAUUAUCUCCGCACACUCAACAACCCAAAUAAUCGAGCCAAUCAGACUCGAGUGCGCUCUUCCAAACCUCCCUGCAGCAAUGUCUUUGAUUGGUUAAUCUUCGUACAAAGGCGGGACUAUCAAGGCGUUGAGAGCAUGCGAUUUAUUUUUUCGGACACGACCAAUGAGGCUUUCAGUCUGUUCCUGAUUGGUCAGUUUCUGAUUUGAAGGCGGGUAUAACCGGAAGUAGAACGAAAGCCCCAUUCUGGUUAGGUUACUCUACUGUCUGUCUAUUUCACCACAAUGGUAUUGGCUGUUAAAUCAAUACCAUUGAUUGCGUUUGCCGUGAAAGCCUUACCCCUUUUCAACCACAAUGGAGUCUAGAGAGAUUUACUCCCCUACUACUAAUUCUUACCUUUAAAUUAAAUCGGGUUAUAUUCAGCCUAUAUUUCCCGUUCAUUGCCAACAGUGAUUUAUCAUAUUUGUGGCUCAAUUGCGGCAAAAAUUGCAGUUUCUAAAAGCAUAUAUUUGUUCUUAGCUGGCUUCAAUCAGGAAAUUGUUUCAGGCUAUGUAGCACUAAUCUCAUUUUGUCAUUCAAACGCUGCAUUUUUGUUUGGUGAAAAAAGACCAACCAAAUUAAGGCAUGACUGAGUAUAAGCUUGUUGUGGUGGGUGCUGGAGGUGUUGGGAAGAGUGCCUUAACUAUCCAGCUCAUCCAGAAUCACUUUGUGGAUGAAUAUGACCCCACCAUCGAGGACUCGUACAGGAAGCAGGUGGUGAUUGACGGAGAGACGUGUCUGCUGGACAUCCUGGACACAGCAGGUCAGGAGGAGUACAGCGCCAUGAGGGACCAGUACAUGAGGACAGGGGAAGGCUUCCUUUGUGUGUUCGCCAUCAACAACAUCAAGUCCUUUGAGGACGUUCACCUGUACAGAGAACAGAUCAACAGGGUGAAGGACAGUGACAGUGUGCCUAUGGUGCUGGUGGGGAACAAGAGUGACCUGGGGAGUCGGAGCGUGGAGAGCAGGCAGGCUCAGGAGCUGGCCCGCGGCUAUGGUGUGCCCUUCGUGGAGACCUCUGCCAAAACCAGACAGGGCGUGGAGGAGGCGUUCUACUCUCUAGUCAGAGAGAUCAGGAGGUAUAAGGAAACCAACCGCAGCAACAAGAAGAGCAAGAAAAGCACUCAGAGACGUUGCACCAUUCUAUAACACCACACUGCACAUAGCCCAUAACCCCCCCCCAACACACUGCAGUUCCUUUACCACAUGGGAGACGUUACCUCUCGUAUUGACAGGGGAUCUGGAAUGGUGAACGCAUCAAGUUCCACUUUCUGUCAUUAGUGUCGUUACCGCAGUAACGGAAACUUCACUUCCUGUUGCUUCUCAUUGGCUGCUCCAUUAGAAUUGUGACUUCAGUUCAUGCACGUUGUUUUCUGACAAUUGUAACAAGAAACUAGAAGUUGUAGUGUUGAAGAGGGGAUUUAUAGACUGGGUUUAAAGCCGCCAUCUUCGGUUGGUUUAAAUAUGAACGUCACUUUACUGCCCCUAGUGGUAAAUAUCUGAGGAGUAAUUAAUUGAUUAAUUAAUGGUGCAAGUCUCAUAGCUACACAUUCCAAAUGAUCAUCUUGUUUAUUUUUUCACCCUAAGGGGGAAAAAAUAGAUUUUUGUUCUUUGCCAACGUGUUCUGCAUUGCAAGAAGCCAGUGUAGGCUAGCUUUUCUUGCAUUCCAAGGUAGUUUUCUCUUCAGUAUUUACACAAGUGGCUAUCUCUGUUAUUGUUUUUUAAACGAUUCAGCAGGGCUGUAAUAGAGAAGGUAUUUUGGUCCUCACUAGCCUCACUCUCACUUUCUGUAUUUAAAAAAAAAUCCAAUCACAGAGUCGAAGGCCACAACUUACUAUUGUGUCAUUAGGCAGCGUUUACAUGGGCAGCUCAAUUGGGAUUUAUUUUUUUUCCCCCCCAAUUAUUGGCAAAAUAGCUGAUUUGAUUGGUCAAAAGACCAGUUAGUAAGGAAAAUAUCAGAAUUAGGCUGCCUGUGUGAGCACGGCCUUAUACUGUUGCCAUUUCUAUAGGAUCAUGUCCAAUUAUUUAGGCUAGCUGUUCAGUGUCCUAGCUUGAGGUCCAUUAAAGGUAAAGUUGUGCACAUGAA
Molecule: messenger RNA, 2522 nt
Organism: Oncorhynchus mykiss (rainbow trout)
Lineage: Eukaryota; Metazoa; Chordata; Actinopteri; Salmoniformes; Salmonidae
Source: RefSeq, a predicted model, not a curated record